This is a messenger RNA of Cavenderia fasciculata, 1137 nucleotides long. RefSeq lists its product as uncharacterized. The transcript has 2 exons. Lineage: Eukaryota; Evosea; Eumycetozoa; Acytosteliales; Cavenderiaceae. Bases 1 to 1137 code for a protein of 378 amino acids. The record is from RefSeq and is a predicted model, not a curated record.
AUGAAGAUAAUAACAUCGAGUAUUGUAGUAUUACUACUUGUCUGCCUGUCGUCAUUUGUACAUUCAGAGGAAUGUAAAAAUGCAUACAAUGAAUAUGUUUGUGUAGAGAUUGAUCAAUUUUGUGGAAACUCAACCUCAACAAUCAAUUAUAAUUGUAAAUACGGAUUAUAUUGUGAUGAUGAAACAUCAACAUGUCAGAGAACAGUUGCACUUAAUGGUAGUUGUACUACAUCGGAACAAUGUUCUAGUCAAUACGAAUGUUAUGACGGUGAAUGCAUAGAGAUUGAUUAUCUUCAAUUUGGUGAAACUUGUAAAGAGUCAUUUGAAUGCAAUGGAAAGUUGGAAUGCAAUAAUGGUACAUGUACAAACAUUUAUGGUUUAAACAAUUGUACAUUUAAUAGUGAUUGUCCAUACGAACAAUAUUGUUUGUCUGGCAAGUGUGCUGUUCGUACUGCUGAUGGAUCAACAUGCACAGACACAUUACAGUGUAUGCCACAAUCAUCUUGUUUCAAUGCAACUGUUGGUGUAGAUACACCGAUAUGCAAACCAUUCUAUUCACAAGCACUCGAUUCACCAUGCAGCCUCGAUAUGGAGUGUGACGAAUCAUUGGGUCUAAAGUGUAUCAACGAUACCUGUCAAAUAGACCCAAUUCAACUCAGCCCGGCCAGCUUUAAUUGCAAUUCCACUGCAUCGGUCGCUCAAAAUGAAACUUGUUUCUACUAUGAAAUGUGUGUUUGUUCGGCCGAGGCUACAGCCACAUGUCAAGUGCAAUCACCAGUCACUACAGACCAAGUCAAAAAGUGUGGUGCCCCCUCCAAGGCUCAUUACCAAUGCAUGGCCACCAACAAGUGUCUUUCUACAGGACAGAUGCCAUCAUCUUGCGAAAUUUCAAAGUGUGGUCAAACCUAUUGUGAUCUCAAAGUUAAUUGCGAUCAAUAUUCACUCUUUUACUCCUCUCCGUCAUGUAGCGGAGAACCAAACUCAUAUCCAAACUAUAUUGCUCAAAUGUGUAUCGAACUUGGAUAUGGAUAUGGUAAUUUUACACCUCCAGCAUCGUCUAUUGCCAAUUCUCUCUCCUCAUCUAUUACAAUUAAAUUAACUUUUGUACUAUUCUCAUUAAUAGUAUUCUUACUUUAA